Ctenocephalides felis (cat flea) is the source of this 4398-nucleotide messenger RNA. Its product is annotated as activated Cdc42 kinase-like. NCBI's taxonomy places the organism in Eukaryota, Metazoa, Arthropoda, Insecta, Siphonaptera, Pulicidae. The transcript has 27 exons. Gene Ontology annotation, molecular function: protein tyrosine kinase activity; ATP binding; protein binding. Gene Ontology annotation, biological process: protein phosphorylation. The record is from RefSeq and is a predicted model, not a curated record.
AUGGCGCGCAUUUUCAAAUCAUCAUGUUUCACUAUAUCCGAGCUAAAAGUCCAAAACGUAUCCCAACUAAAAUAUGCAACAGAUGAAGACUUAAGACUUCUCGGGUGCUCCAGACCAGAGAUCAGACGACUCAGAAAAUUCUACGACAGGCACUACCCCAAUGGAUAUCUCAGUAAAAUUAAAAGACUUCUGCACGCACCUAACAAAAAAGACGAUCCUGGACAGUUAUCAACGGUUUGUGAGGAGAGAUCCAACUCAAUAUCGAGAAGUUCAACAAUAUCGAAUAAUAGCAAUUCGAGUACACCAGGAUCUAAGCAUAUAAUUCCUGCAGAAAGUAUUAAUGUUCAUAAGCAACUCGGCAUUGGUGAAUUUGGUGUGGUGCAGCAGGGAGUUUGGAAAAAUAAUGGAGAAAAGUAAUUGAUAAUUCAAGUAGCUAUAAAAUGUCUAUCAAGGGAACGUAUGCAAUCACAUCCUAUGGAAUUUUUAAAAGAGGCAGCAAUUAUGCACUCGGUCGAAAAUGCUCACAUUGUACGUCUGUAUGGUGUUGUUUUGGAUACAGACGCCUUAAUGCUGGUUACCGAGUUGGCACCACUUCGGUCACUUUUGGAAUGUUUGAAGGAACCAGCAUUGAGGUCUAGUUUUACAAUAUCUACUUUGUGUGAAUUUGCAUCGCAGAUUUGUCUUGGGAUGAAUUAUUUAGAGAACAAAAGACUUAUACACAGGGAUCUUGCAGCCAGAAAUAUUUUGGUGUUUUCAAAAUACAAAGUCAAGAUUUCUGAUUUUGGCUUGAGUCGAGCCUUAGGAGUUGGAAAAGACUAUUAUCAAACUAAUUUUAAUGUUAAUUUAAAAUUACCAAUAGCAUGGUGUGCUCCAGAGUGUAUAAGUUAUUUAAGGUUUACAUCAGCCUCCGAUGUCUGGGCUUAUGCGGUUACACUCUGGGAAAUGUUCUCUUAUGGAUUUCAACCGUGGGCAGCACUCACUGGACAUCAGAUAUUACAAGCCAUCGAUGAACCAAAUUAUCAGCGUUUAGAGCAACCAGAAUGCUGCCCCAAAGAAUAUUACUCCCUGAUGAUGAAAUGCUGGCAGCACGAUCCUCUCGACAGACCGAGUUUUGCAGAAAUUCUAUCCUAUUUACCAGAAUGCAAACCUGAAAGAGUCCAGGCUAUCGUAAACACUGUAUCUAACCUGAACAACAGACUUCAGUAUCGGGCUGGGGAUAUUAUCACUGUCUUGGACAAAGUUACUCAUUCUCCGUUAUGGAGAGGUGUUCUGGACAGCAGUGGACGUGGAGGCCUUUUCGACCCUGCGACUACUGUUACAUAUGUUGGACCUUUGCCGAAUUCAGGAAAUCUUGCGUCUUCAUUUUCUGUUGAUCGUAACAGCAAAAGGAGAUUGAGGACUGAAAUGAUUAGUUCGCCACAAGGAGAUCUUAAACAUACAGGUCAUGUUGGUCUCGACGGAGCCUAUUUCGGAGACAUAGCUUUCCUUCGUGCCAUUGGCAAUGCAAACACGACUCCAGGUAAUGGUGAAGCACUUCUUUCCAAUAAUGGCCUGUCUCCGAAUGUCCCUAGGCAAAUAGUGGCUCCUUAUAAGCCUUCUGAAGAUCUAGACGAGCAACCAUUAUUGGCUUCAUCAGAUGGAGGAUGUCUCGCAAAUGCUGAGACUGCAUCUGGUUCUAAUACUGAUGGAGUUAGUGGACGAAAUAGAUCUCAAGUUCCCAAUUUAAAUCUAAAUUUAAAUCUGGAUUUGAGGAAGGACUUCAGCGAUUCCAACGGCAGGAAAGUCAAAUGGUCGAAGGACGAGAAUGAUUUUGCAGACAACAAUGCAGAACCUCAUGAGUACCACGAAAUAUCGGAUGACGAGAACGUAGUCUCUGAUAGUCCAAGAUUUGAGAAGUCGUUCGAUCUCGGCCCAAGCCUGUUGGACGAAAUGGAAAGCAUGUUUCGAAGUCUUGGAAGUCCCAAAGCACCGCCUUCACCGGCAGUCGAUCACGAUGGCGUCAAUCAAAGAAACGAGAUAAUGGAAUUAUCUAACAGGUUAAGCAGGACAGCCAGUACCGGCAAGAAAAAGCAAGUGAGCGUAAAACCUAUUUCUGCAUCUGACGAACGAGCUUUGGACUGUGCCAUUGCAAUGGCGAAUGAAAUAUCAGCAAGAUCUAUGACCGAUCUGGAAAGUUACAAUGGAACUGUAGAUGGUUUAUCGCACUCGUCCAGACAACAAGCGAGUCCUCAUACUUCGGCCAGGAAGAAAUUCAGUUUUCGGUUUCCUACAUCCGGAAUAUCAAUUCCCAGAACGGUGGAAGUCCAAGUCACCAUCAGGGCAAUAACCAGACAGGAAGCGCUCAUCAAAAUAACACGAAUAGGACAGAAUGCAGUUUUUAUCAAGAAGCGCAGAGCAUACCUGAUUUACAGGUAUGUCAUACGAUUACUUUACGUGCCCAGGAGUGACGGUUUUCAGAGGAAGAAGUAUGAUAAGAAUUUAGAAGACAACACCAGGCCACGUACUAGUUCUUUUACGUGCAAACGCAGGAGUAUCAGAGCACGCAACAUGCGUAGGAGACAAAGUUGUAAUUUUAUAAACACACAAUCCAGUAGUUCCUCCUCGGAUUUCUUUUCUUCGUCUAGUGAUUCAGAGGCUUUGUUGAGCAGAUCGGGGUCUCUAAGAAGCGGAGGCUACGCGCGAAAAUCUGGUUUAAGACGUCCUGGAUCAGCAGCCAGUUUGUUCACACCAGGUUUGGGAGGUCCUAAACACAGAUCAAAAACGAGCACCAAAUCAAGUUUAUUGAAGCCAAAUUUUGAUGUCACUAAAUUAACAGGCAAAAGUCCUCCGGCUGCACCUCAAAACAACCCAGGAACCAGUGAAGACUUCAAUACAACCCAACAAUUCCGUUGGCCGCCUGUUUUACCAGGCGGAGGAGCUGCUAACGUGGAAAAUACGGUGUCAGGAAACCAGGUUAUAACCUUGACUUCACCAACAACCACUGUUACUACACCCAGCAUUACAAGCAUUUUACAAAGUGGGCCUCCAGUCACAAUGGCACCGGUGAUCAGUACUCUUCAUCACCAUCACCAGGAAGACACAUUAAGCAGUUCACCGAUGGACGAAACGAAUCCUUUGAGGAUUUUAAAGAGCAGCAAAAACUUUCCAGCGGUGAGGCCUCGUGUAAGGUACCCUGCAGGAACCGAUAAAUUAAGGACUCUGCCCAACAUUCGAAGACAUAUCGAUGAUGUCAAUAAUGAUGCCACGUCCAAUUGUGGUGAUGAUGUUAGUGUACCUGAAAGUCCUAGUUAUGUUACAACCACUUCACACGGCGGAGGAUUUUCAUACCCUGAUGAACCCAAUGAUUCAACCAAUCACCAAGUCAAUAACCUAGUACCUUUGCCACCAAAAGAUAGAAAUUUAACAGCCUUAUCCAAUCGUAAUGCUGCCAAACGACAUACCAGGAAACAUCCCUUGGUCAUACUACCAGCUACGUCUGGGGUACAAAGAACACUCGACAAAGUCAACCAGAUUACACCUGUAGAAGACCGUCCGCCUCUAACAUUUCCUCCACAAGUGCAAAGAGUGUCACCCACCAAGAUCGUCACUUCACACGUGACCAGCGUCACGUCUCAUCUCACCAACGUGACAUCAUCUCACACCACAAACGUCACAUCACCUUGUUAUAUGAACCAGUGCGAUGUAGUAGACUUUGGUAGUAAAUCGAAACAGGAUAAAGAAUUGUUGGAGAAUAAUUUUACCAAAGAGGAAUUGUCCACGUUAAAGCAAGUUGAGUAUGAGAAUAUACAAUCAGGCGAACCGAAAAAGCAGGAAUCGAAAUCUGUGGUUUUGCCAAGGAGACAUCAGUCGUUGAACGAUGUGCCGAGUACGCAGGACGUCGAUAGGGCUUCGAUGGAUUUUGAAAAUUUGGUCGAGUCUGAUUUUAAUUUUGAGACUGAUGAUGCGUUUUACGAGCCUGGGGAAGUGCCUGUCGAUGAAAUAGAUACUGCAGUGUCUGCAGCAGCGAGACCAAGGCUGGCUUCGGCAGAUGCUGCUGUUUCAGUUACCAUACCAGGUGUAAAUUUGGAUAAAAAUACUAUUGCAGAGCAUGAUGUUAGCUGUGAAGAUUUACUGGAUUUUGCAGGAAGAAAACCUCCAGGUCGUGCACGUGGCGUGGAAUCAGACGAAGUCCGUAUAAUGAACAAAGUUCUAGGAAAAGAAAUGACUCCAGAAGCUUGUCUGGUGUCAUUGGAGCACAUGGACUGGGACGUCCAUCGAGCUAUCAAAUUAGCUCGUUUAAGACUUUUAUUAAACAAUUCAACAAUUGCGCGACGACUGGACUUGGUGAGUGCUUUGGAUACUGCUAGUUGGGAUAUCACUAAAGCGGCAUGCUGUUUGUAUGAGAAACAUGGGUCGUAG